UCGCUCCACCGCCGACCAUUUUUAACGGUAUAAGCAAACACUGGCACUGAGAGAUACAGAGAAGAAGAAGAAGAUAAGCGAGCAAGAACCAUAACAACCAUGGAGCCCCAAAACGUAACGUCGAAUCUAGUUCUCAUCAUGGACUUCGGUUCUCAGUACACUCAUCUCAUCACUCGUAGAAUCCGAAAACUUUCCUUCUUCUCCCUCUGCAUCUCCGGCACUUCUCCCCUCAAAUCCAUCACCGAUCUCAACCCUCGUGUUAUAAUCCUCUCCGGUGGCCCUCACUCUGUUCACGCCGAGGGAGCGCCGUGCUUUCCUCCUGGAUUCAUCGAGUAUGUUGAGGCGAACAAUGUAUUUGUGUUAGGUAUUUGCUAUGGCUUGCAACUGAUUGUGCAGAAGCUCGGUGGAGAAGUCAGGAUUGGAGAGAAGCAGGAGUACGGGAGGAUGGAGAUUACGGUGGAGAAGACCUGCGGUAUGUUUGGUUCUAAAGCCGUUGGUGACAGGCAGAGCGUUUGGAUGAGCCAUGGCGACGAAGUUGCGAAGCUCCCAGAUGGGUUUUUGGUUGUAGCCAGGAGUCAGCAAGGUUCGGUUGCGGCGAUCGAGAAUCCAUCGAAGAGGUUUUAUGGGCUUCAGUAUCACCCGGAGGUGACACAUUCCCCAGAAGGGAUGGAAACACUGUGCCACUUCCUUUUCAAUGUAUGUAGAUUAACUGCUGAUUGGAAGAUGGAAGAUCUAAUGGAAGAAGAAAUUAAAGUGAUCAAAGGUAUGGUGGGUCCUGAAGAUCAUGUUAUCUGUGCAUUAUCUGGAGGUGUAGAUUCCACAGUUGCGGCAACUCUUCUUCAUAAGGCAAUAGGAGACAGGCUUCACUGUAUUUUCGUUGACAAUGGUUUAUUGAGGUACAAGGAGAGAGAGCGUGUGAUGGAAACCUUUGAAAGGGAUCUUCAUCUACCUGUUACUUGCGUUGAUGCAACAGAGCAAUUUCUUAGUAAGCUCAAAGGUGUUGUAGACCCUGAGGCUAAAAGGAAAAUAAUUGGAAGAGAAUUCAUCUGCAUUUUUGAUGUUUUUGCCGAAGAUUUGGAGCAUAAAUUAGGAAAGAAGCCUGUUUUCUUGGUUCAAGGGACCUUGUAUCCAGAUGUUAUUGAAUCAUGCCCACCUCCUGGAAGUGGCAGAACCCAUUCUCACACAAUCAAGAGCCACCAUAAUGUUGGGGGGCUUCCCAAGGACAUGAAACUGAAACUCAUCGAACCACUUAAGUUACUAUUCAAGGAUGAGGUUCGGGAAUUGGGGAGCAUCUUGAAUGUCCCUGAAGCAUUUCUAAAGCGGCAUCCUUUCCCUGGACCAGGCCUUGCAGUACGAGUCUUGGGUGAUGUUGCUGAAGGAAAUGCCUUAGAGAUCCUUCGUCAGGUUGACGAAAUCUUCAUUCAGUCAAUUAAAGAAGCUGGGCUCUAUGAUUCAAUAUGGCAAGCUUUUGCGGUGUUUCUGCCAAUAAGAUCAGUUGGGGUUCAAGGGGAUCAGAGGACACAUUCUCAUGUUGUUGCUCUCAGAGCGGUUACCAGCCAGGAUGGAAUGACGGCAGAUUGGUAUUAUUUUGAGCACAAGUUCCUUGAUGAUGUUGCCCGAAAGAUUUGCAACAGUGUUCGGGGUGUAAACCGAGUCGUACAAGACAUUACAGCGAAGCCACCAUCAACGAUUGAGUGGGAAUGACAUCAUGUUGGAUGCCUUGUUGGUAAUGGAGACCGUGCAAGCUUUAUGGGUUUAUGCGAAUGAGGAGGAAAGUUUAAGCCAUCAUUAAUUUGUAUGUUCAGAGGAUGCCUUCUGCUUCUGUCAAUUUAUCAAACUUCAGCUAAGAUUUCAAGAAAGGAACUGGGUCCUGCAGAACUGAAAAUGGCUACGACUUGACAUACGUGGGUGUGUGUGCUGUUUGCUUUAGAGGUAUGACUUUUUGCAUGGAUGAUAAUGUAAACUUUAUCUAUGAAUACUCAAUUUAUUCUAACAUAUUAUUCUUCUGCA
Molecule: messenger RNA, 2010 nt
Organism: Telopea speciosissima
Lineage: Eukaryota; Viridiplantae; Streptophyta; Magnoliopsida; Proteales; Proteaceae
Product: GMP synthase [glutamine-hydrolyzing]-like
Exons: 6
Coding region: 100-1704 (534 amino acids)
Biological process (GO): GMP biosynthetic process
Cellular component (GO): cytosol
Molecular function (GO): GMP synthase activity; GMP synthase (glutamine-hydrolyzing) activity; ATP binding
Source: RefSeq, a predicted model, not a curated record